Molecule: messenger RNA, 726 nt
Organism: Theileria orientalis strain Shintoku
Lineage: Eukaryota; Apicomplexa; Aconoidasida; Piroplasmida; Theileriidae
Product: ribosomal RNA methyltransferase
Exons: 6
Coding region: 1-726 (241 amino acids)
Biological process (GO): RNA methylation
Molecular function (GO): rRNA (uridine-2'-O-ribose)-methyltransferase activity
Source: RefSeq, a predicted model, not a curated record
AUGAGGGGAGUAAGAGUGGCCAAUAUUGUAUCCAAUCACUCCUCGGAGUGGGUUAGAAGGCAAAUAACCGACCGUUAUUUGGUUCAAAAACAAAUUGACAAUUAUCGCAGCAGAUCGGCCUAUAAACUAAUGGAACUGGACGAUAAGUACUUCAUUUUUCGCAAAAAUCAAACCGUCGUUGAACUGGGCUGUUUUCCAGGCGGCUGGGCGCAGGUUACACUGGAUAGAACCCUAGCUUCUGCAUCUUCAUCCAGGGUUAUUGGAAUCGACAAGGUUCAAAUCGACCCAAUACCGAAUUACACGUUCAUAAAGGGCGAGAUAAACGACGAGGAAACUCAAAACAAGCUAAUACAGACGCUUGACGGGGUCAGGGCCGACGUGGUUCUGAGUGACCUUGCCCCCAACUGUACCGGAGUUAAAAAGGAUGACCAUCUGAACUCGGCAGAACUCUGUUUACAGGCUGCUUCACUGAUGGAAAGGGUGAUAGCAGUUGGUGGCACCUUUGUGGUAAAGAUAUUUAUGGGUGGCCAAUUGGACAGAUACAAAACAUAUUUGAGAAGCAUGUUCACGGCGGUCAGCUCUGCAAAGCCAAAGUACGUUUACGGAUCUUGCAGAUCCGAGUCCAAGGAAAUGUACCUGGUUUGUAAGAACUUUAAAGGCGCCAGAAGUAUUAGAUCAGACGUGCAGACUGAGGGUAGCUACUACCCUAAAGAGGGAUUUUUGUAG